Trichomonas vaginalis G3 is the source of this 1515-nucleotide messenger RNA. Its product is annotated as ribonuclease inhibitor domain-containing protein. The record is from RefSeq and is a predicted model, not a curated record. The transcript has a single exon. Lineage: Eukaryota; Parabasalia; Trichomonadida; Trichomonadidae. Bases 1 to 1515 code for a protein of 504 amino acids.
AUGAUAAUCAUUACUUUAUUCAUUGAAUACAAAGAUAUUGAUCAACAAUAUUAUUCAAAUGACGGAAAAACUCUUACAAAAGUUACAGAUCCAUAUCCAAACCUCAGAAUAUCUGCUAAAUGCGAAAUUAUUCAAGAAAAAUGCUUUUACGAUCUUCAUUCAUUGGAAUACUUUACAUUUGAAGAAAAUCCUAACUUAACAGUAAUUGGAUGUCAAAGUUUUUAUUACUGCAUUAAUCUUAAAAUUAUUGAUUUAUCUUUGUGCAGAAAACUUAAAAUAAUUUCUAAUAAUGCAUUUUUUAAUUGCAAUCAAGUUUCUGAAAUUAAUUUACCUCACGAACUUCAUGAAAUACAAGACGUUGCUUUUUACAGUUGUAGCAACAUACAAAAUAUUAUAAUUCCAGCAUCUGUUGAAUUAAUAGGUAAAUAUGCAUUCCAUUCUAGCUCUCAACUGAAAGAUGUCAUUUUUGAGGGAGAUUCGAAAUUGACAUCACUAGAAAGUGGUGUAUUUGCUUUCACUAGUAUUACUUCCUUUCAUAUCUCAGAAAAAAUUACAAAAAUAAGUGGAUUUGCGUUUUCUGAUUCUCAAUUAACAAAUCUUACCAUUAAUGAAAAGAAUAAGCAUUUAAAACUUGAAAAUAACACUGUAUUUUCCGUAAACAAAAGUAUUUUGUAUUUUAUUUGCAACAAAUCUGACACAUAUGAAAUUCCAGAUUAUAUUACAACUUUAGGAAACGAACUAUUUUAUUACUCCAAAUUAAAAUCAAUAACAAUUCCUCCUGCAGUCACAACUAUAGGAAAUAAUUGCUUUUCAUCCACAAAAAUUACUUCUAUAUCAAAUAUUGGUGAUAAGGCUUUUUCUUUAUGUUCCAAUUUACUCAAUAUUACAUUUUUGAGUUCUUUAGAGAUUGGCAAUAAUUUAUUUGAUGACUGUCCAAAUCUUGAACUUGUUAUUUUUCCUAAUAACCCUAUGAUUGUUAAUUCACAUUCCUUUAGCUCUGAUACUUCUCCAAAAUUAAGAAUGUCAUUUACUGACAAAACGUUAUUUUCACAAAGUUCAAUUCAAAGAAACACAAACAUAUCUAUUUUUUAUCUGACUGAACCAAAUCUUAUAAUUGACACCAAUUGUUUAGUAAUGAAUUUUGAUCAAACAGAAAUUUAUGAAUUUUGGGGAUAUAACUUCUCAAAUGGAAUUACAAUUCAUAAAAAUGUUAAUACAAUUCUUGAAAGUGCAUUUGAAAAUUCGGAAAUAUCUUAUAUAUGUCUUGAAUUAGAUUCACAACUAGCUGUUAUUCAGAAAUUUGCAUUUAGAAAUUGUAGACAAUUGUGUUCAUUUAAUUCUUCUUUGGCAAAUUUAAGAACAUUAGGAUAUUCAGCAUUUAAAGAUUGCAUAAAUUUGAAAGCAUUGAGUUUUGGAUCUCCUGAUUUAGUUGUUAUGAAUAAUGCAUUUGAAAAUUGUAUUAAUUUAGAAAGUAUAAGUAGUAUGACUAACAUUCAAGAUAAAUGUUUUUCAUGA